AUGAAAGCUUUACGCGCUUUUUUUGCUAGUGAAAGGUUUCUUUUGGCAAAGACUUUUCCGGAUAAGUUACAUUAUACGACAGCAAUCAACACCCCAAAUACGAGUUUCGACCCAAAGCCUGUUGCUCAAGAGUUAAUCUUCUCUGGCAUACAACCAACCGGAAUUCCACAUUUGGGAAACUACCUCGGUGCAAUAUCCAAUUGGGUCUCGUUGCAAAACACGGAUACAAGAAGAAAAAAUAUUCUUUAUUCGAUUGUAGACUUGCACGCGUUAACCUUACCACAGGACCCUAAUAUACUAAGGGAAAGCAAGAAAAAGAUGGCGACAAUAUUGAUCGCAUGUGGAAUUGAUCCUCGAAAAAGUGUAAUUUUUGAACAAUCAAAAAUAUCGGAACAUGCUGAACUUGCGUGGAUUUUGAAUUGUAUAGCACCUUUUGGGGAAUUAGGAAGAAUGACACAUUGGAAGUCAAAACUACAUACGGACAAAAAUAUCAAAUCACCUCAAGACAUUGAAUCCACAUCUGGACUCUGUUUAGGAUUAUUUAGCUAUCCUGUAUUACAAGCUGCCGAUAUCCUACUGUACAAAGCAACGCAUGUUCCGGUCGGUGAUGAUCAAAUACAGCAUUUACAACUUGCAAGAGAUAUUGCAGAAAAGUUCAAUAAAAAAUUCAAUCCAAUCUUUCCAUUACCUAAUCCGAUUUUAGUAUCUGGAAGUCGAAUAAUGUCUCUUCGCCAACCCACCCAAAAAAUGUCAAAAUCCGCCACAUCCGAUUACAGCCGCAUAAAUCUCACAGACCCACCCACCACAAUCGCUUUAAAAAUAAAAAAAUGCACCACCGACUCUAUCAAAGGAGUUUCCUACGAUCCGACAGAAAGACCGGCAAUUUCGAAUCUGGUUUCUAUGUACGCAGCAGUUAAAGGAAAUUCAACAACGAUAGAAGAUGUGGUCGCUGAGCAUAAAGACAGCAAUACUUUACAGUUUAAAGAGGCGUUAGCAGAUGUUAUUGUGGCGCAAUUGGUGCCGAUACAAAAGGAGAUUGAACGAUUGGAAAGUGAAGUGGGAUAUAUUGAAAAAGUGUUGGAUGAGGGUGCGGAGAGUGCGCGGAUAAUUGCCGAACAAAACUUGAAGGAGGUUCAUCGAGUGGUGGGUCUGCGUUGA
Messenger RNA from Ambispora gerdemannii, 1158 nucleotides. NCBI's taxonomy places the organism in Eukaryota, Fungi, Glomeromycota, Glomeromycetes, Archaeosporales, Ambisporaceae. The record is from the annotation of a GenBank genome assembly.